UUGCCUGUCGUUCGCAGACGUGCCCUGUCCUGGUUGGAGAACCAGACCCAGGUGGCUCGUUUCCAGCAACCCAUUGUGUUUGAGCUGGAGGGUUUCAACGUGGCCCCGGGCCAGGGCCCCUUCCUGUUCUUCCUGGCUCUGCUGGCCUACCUGCUGGUGCUGCUGGGGAACGGCGUGGUGGCAAGCGUCAUCCCGCCAUCGCCCAGGGCAUCUGCGUGCACACCUAUGGUGUAG
Menidia menidia (Atlantic silverside) is the source of this 234-nucleotide messenger RNA. Lineage: Eukaryota; Metazoa; Chordata; Actinopteri; Atheriniformes; Atherinopsidae. The record is from the annotation of a GenBank genome assembly.